Phragmites australis (common reed) is the source of this 1396-nucleotide messenger RNA. RefSeq lists its product as uncharacterized. Bases 189 to 1034 code for a protein of 281 amino acids. Lineage: Eukaryota; Viridiplantae; Streptophyta; Magnoliopsida; Poales; Poaceae. The transcript is spliced from 4 exons. The record is from RefSeq and is a predicted model, not a curated record.
CGAAGGCAGAGCGCACUAGAUUCCUUGCUUGUGAUCGCAAAAGACGCAAAGCACCGUGCAGAAAAGAUGGCACCGACAAAAGCGAGAGAGAGAGAGAGAGAGAGAGAGGAACAGACAGAACAAACACGACCGCGAUCACCAAACGGCUAACUCCAGACUGCAACCGAGCUGAGCAAUCCAUUUUGCGCAUGGAAUCAUCUCCCUGCACGUUGCACGCGACGGUCACUGGAGCGUGUGCCGCUCCGCUCGCCCUGCGCCGUCGCGGCGCCCGUGCACGCACGGCGCCGCCGCUGCAGGGGAGGGCUCGCGCCGUGCGCGCCCAGGGGCCAAGGUUGGAACCGGAACCCCAGGCGGUGCCGGAGAAGGGAGGACCGUCGACGCUUCCCAAGACCGCGCUGAGGGUGGGCGCCGGCGUGGCGCUGGCCCUUGCGCUGGGUGGCGUCUCGUGGACAGCGCGCGGCGGGAGCGCCGGCCCCGUCCUGCACAUGCAGCCGGCCGCGGUGUGCGCCCUGAACGCCGUCACCGACGGCGUGUCCCGAGUCACCGUGGAGCGCGGCGGCGCCGCGGCCAUUAAGACGAGCGUUGAUGCGCUCUCAGACUCGCUGUUCCGGCGCGAGGAUUCGGUCAGGGACCGCGCCACGCUAAUGGACCUCGUCUUUGAGCAAGUCACCAAGGAGCAUAUCACAGACAGGGGGAAGCUGACGAGUCUGCUGCAGAAGGAGUUCUUGGCAUCGCGCGACUCCGAAAGGAAGCUUGACCUGGGCUUGCUGCUCACUGACGUACUGAUCAAUCAGAGAGAAUGGCAGAGGGCAAAAGAAGUUUGCCAGCAGCUAACAAGUCGCCACCAGCGUGAUUCAAGGCCUUACCUUCAUUUGGCUGUCAUCAACAUGAUGAUGGCAGUGGAAACUAUGCUGUCUCCAGACACGGCCACCACUGAUGACAUUGAGAAGAUGACCAAGAAUGCCAUAGAAUACUGGAAGGAAUUCAAGAACAAGAACGAGUUAGCCAAGGCGUCAACAGAUUCCAACACCUGAUAUGAUACCGUGUUUGCUGUUUGCCUGAACCCGAGUGUUUCUGUUGAUUGCUGACAAAUCUUGUGAUGAAUCUCCGUCUCUUGUGAAGUUGUUUCAAUUUCAAUGCUUGCGACUAAAUGUUCUAAUGAAGACAAUUCUAUUUACAUUGUACAAUUAUUUACCAAAAAAUUCUAGUCUGUCAGAAUUACCUGCAGUGGAUGUACAUCCAUGCAAUCUUCAGAACAAAAAGGACAAAAAAAAAAAAGGAACUGGCCAGCAUUUGCAAAAGACCUUAUUCAAUAUGCUCCCCCCACAUCUUCAGAAGGUACUUCUCGCAGCUGCUCCCAGUGAUGUCUCUUGAGGACGCCAUCCUAGUGAUACCC